CUCCUUGAUUCCAGAUUCAGAAGCACCGACGACGACGAACGGGCCUUGCCAUCCGCCCGGCCUCUACCGUUACACUUUCGCUCAAUUGCAGUCUUCCACUCAGAAGCUCUGCCUCAUGAUCGACUAGGCCUCGAGAACUUUUGCACAAUGGCCAGACUCAGCCAAUUGAUCGCCGCGGCUGCGGCCCUGACGGCCGGGGUGGCAGCCGCGGGCGACGACGCCGUGCUGAGCAGCGAGGUUGGCCGCCUGAACAACCAGAGCCUGCUAUGGGGGCCGUACAAGCCGAAUCUAUACUUUGGUGUCCGGCCAAGACUCCCCGAGGGGCUGUGGUCGACGCUGAUGUGGAGUCGCAUGGAUGGCUACGAGGACGUCAAGGACGGCUUCCGGCUCACAUGUGAGCAAGGCGAGGAGAUGCGGGGCUACGGCUGGGACGAAUACGAUGCGAGAACCGGCGGCGUGCAGACGAUUCACGACGAGGGCAAUAAGCUUGACCUGACGACGUCCUUUGUCAAGGUGCCCGGCGGCAGCCACGGCGGCAGCUGGGCCGUCAGGAUCAAGGGCGAGCUGCGGGACGGCGCGCCAGAGGACCAGAAGACGACGGUGUACUACUACUUUGCGCAGGACGGCGAGGGCGACCUGCAAGUGGAGGGCGCGGGCACCGAGUUUGGCUUCGAAGGAGACGUGGCCCUCAAGGGCAACUCCAAGUCCCUCGGCGACUAUUCGAUUCUGGUGACCAAAGGCAAGGGCAAGCAUCCGUCGGUCGACCACGACCUGUCGACGAAACGGCACGGUGACACAACCGUGGUUGGGAGCCUGCAAUACGCGGACAACCUGUUGUGGCAGGCCAAGCCGAUCCUCUUCCAACAGCUCCAAAAGGCCGCUCAAUACGUCCAGGAGACGUAUGGCGACGCAGCUGCUCCGCCGCCGUGGCAGGUAUACCGGGUCGAUCAUGACCCUGGUCAAGGCAACGUGCACAUUAUCCAGAAGACGUUUGAGGGUCCGUUUGAGUUUGACGUCAUUUUCUCGUCGGGCUCGGCAGGCAAGGCACUCACGUCGGAGGAGCUCACCCACGAGAUCAAGAGGACCUCGGAGUCGUUUUCGCAGAGAUUCGGCAAGGUCUUUGAUUUGAAGGCUCCGUUCAAGGCGGACAAGUACCUGGCGUUGGGCAAGAGCAUGUUCUCCAACUUGCUGGGCGGCGUGGGCUACUUUUACGGCGAGCAGCUCAUUGAUCGGUCCUACGCCCCCGAGUACGACGAGGACAACGAGAACUUUUGGGUGGACGCCGCAGAGGCCAGGGGGCGCCGGGCGCAGAAGAUGGAGGGCCCGUAUGAGCUCUUCACCAGCAUCCCCUCGCGGCCCUUCUUCCCACGCGGGUUUCUGUGGGACGAGGGCUUCCACCUGGUGCCCAUUGCGGACUGGGACAUGGACCUGACGCUGGAGAUUAUCAAGAGCUGGUACAAGACCAUGGACGAUGACGGCUGGAUCCCCCGGGAGCAGAUCUUGGGGGCCGAGGCGCGGAGCAAGGUGCCCGAGGAGUUUCAGGUGCAGUACCCGCACUACGCCAACCCGCCAACGCUGUUCCUGGUCAUUGAGGGGUUCAUGGAGCGCUUGCGCAAGGCCAACGGCACGCAACGGGCGGAGAAGGAGACGCUUUCGCAAGACGAGACGCUCUACCGGGCGCAUCUGGAUAACGUGGAGCUUGGGGAGGAGUAUUUGCGAAAGCUGUACCCGCUCCUGCGACGGCAGUACGACUGGUUCCGGAAGACGCAAAAGGGCGACAUCAAGUCGUACGACAGGGAGGCUUUCUCGACAAAGGAAGCCUACCGGUGGCGAGGCCGGACGGAGACGCACUGCCUCACGAGCGGCCUGGAUGACUAUCCCCGACCGCAGCCGCCGCAUCCGGGCGAGCUGCACGUCGACCUCAUGUCGUGGGUCGGGCUCAUGACCAAGUCUCUCCUGAACAUUGCGGACGCGCUCGGCAUGGCCGAGGAAGUGGCAGAGCUCGAAAGGAACCUCGAGGCCAUUCGGCGCAACCUGCAGGACCUGCACUGGUCAGAGAAGGAGGGAUGCUUUUGCGACGCGACGAUUGACGAGUUUGAGGAGCACAAGCUGGUCUGCCACAAGGGAUACGUUUCAUUGUUCCCGUUCCUGGUCGGGCUGCUCAAGCCGGAUGAUCCGAAGCUGGGCAAGACGCUUGAGCUGCUGGGUGACGAGAGCCAUCUCUUUAGCGCGCACGGCAUCCGCAGCCUGAGCCAACAGGACGAGGGGUAUGGGGCCGGCGAGAACUACUGGCGCAGCCCGGUGUGGAUGCCGAUGAACUACAUGGCGGUGACGCAACUCUACAACGUUGCUACGCAAAAGGGGCCGUUCCAGGACAAGGCGCGGGAUCUAUACACGAGGCUGCGGCGGAACCUAGUAGAGACAGUGUACAAAAGCUGGGCGGAGACGGGGUUCGCAUGGGAGCAGUACAACCCGGAGACGGGGGCAGGCCAACGAACGAAGCACUUUACGGGCUGGACGAGCCUGGUGGUGAAGCUAAUGUCCAUGGAGGACCUGGCCGGCGGCCACGGACGAGACGAGCUCUGAUGGCGGGGGACCGGCAGCGGCGGCGGCGGCGGCGGCAUGUAACCACACGGGGCAGGGCAGGGCGGGCGGCUCAGCCGCCGUGUCCGAGAACGAGGGCGUGGACCAGAGUGAGAGGAAAAUGUAAGAUGAUGAUUCGAACUUGGAUGGCACGUGCGUGCGUGCGAUGCGAGGGGCAUGACACACAGAUGACGGGGCAGUCAAGUCAAAGGUCGGCGACCAGCAGGCUGUGUUACCUAACUACCGCCCUGUCAUACAUAUAUCCGUGUGCGACCUGGAAUCGGGCCAAAAAGGCACCGACCGCACUGCAGCAUCAUCAUACGAGAUGCAACAACAGCGGCGGUGGCGGCGGCAUCAGCAGCAACACGAGAAGGGGCCAGCGAGACAGAGAACUGUAGUAGUAGAUGUUGGUCCACGGUCAUGUUCUUGCAAUGUGUCUUGCCGGUGGGAAAAGUGCCGCCAAUCGGUGUGCCGGCAAAUCAGGGUGCAUUCGGCGGCGCCGCCUGCAAGGUACUGUAAAGUGAGGCGUGAAGAAAGGGUUAGGUACGGUGCGGUACGGGUACAGGUACGGUAUGAAAUAGUCGCC
Messenger RNA from Purpureocillium takamizusanense, 3169 nucleotides. It is a transcript of the gene CWH41, whose product is annotated as Mannosyl-oligosaccharide glucosidase. The transcript is spliced from 3 exons. Gene Ontology annotation, molecular function: Glc3Man9GlcNAc2 oligosaccharide glucosidase activity. Gene Ontology annotation, biological process: oligosaccharide metabolic process; protein N-linked glycosylation. NCBI's taxonomy places the organism in Eukaryota, Fungi, Ascomycota, Sordariomycetes, Hypocreales, Ophiocordycipitaceae. The coding region runs from base 148 to 2586 and encodes 812 amino acids. Gene Ontology annotation, cellular component: endoplasmic reticulum membrane. The record is from RefSeq and is a predicted model, not a curated record.